Funneliformis caledonium is the source of this 1088-nucleotide messenger RNA. The record is from the annotation of a GenBank genome assembly. NCBI's taxonomy places the organism in Eukaryota, Fungi, Glomeromycota, Glomeromycetes, Glomerales, Glomeraceae.
UAUUGAUUGAGGCUGAAAUAGAUACGGGAGAAGUCGAAGAUGCAUUUUCAUGGAAAAAAUUAUGGAAAUAUACCGGUCCCGGAUUCUUAAUGUCUAUAGCAUAUUUAGAUCCGGGUAACCUAGAAGCCGACCUUCAAUCUGGUGCAUCCGCAGGAUAUUCAUUGCUCUGGUUGCUGUUAGUUGCACAUAUUGCUGGUCAAUUAAUACAGUGUUUGUCGGCUCGAUUAGGGGUUGUUACAGGAGAACAUCUUGCACAAUUGAUUAAACAACAUUAUUCGCGUCCAGUAUCUAUUGCAUUUUGGAUAAUAACAGAAAUUGCAAUUAUCGGUUCAGAUAUUCAAGAAAUAGUUGGCACAGCGAUUGCUUUCAGAAUUAUUUUUGGAAUCCCACUUUGGGUAGGAACAUUGUUAACGGCAAUAGACACAUUCACAUUUAUGCUAUUGCAAAAUUACGGCGUAAGAAAACUUGAAGCAGUAUUCAUGGUGUUGAUUGGGACGAUGGCGACGUGUUUUUGGAUUGAAAUGUAUAUGUGCAGUCCUGACGUUGGUGAAAUAAUUAAAGGUUCCUUAAUUCCUAUUAUACCUAGGAGUGCUUAUGUACAAGCUGUAGCAAUGAUAGGCGCAUUUAUUAUGCCGCAUAAUUUAUAUCUUCACUCUGCUCUGGUGAUGACGCGUAAAACCGAUCCUUCAUCUAAUUCCAAAAUCAAAGAAUCAAACUUUUAUUUUGCCAUAGAGAGUGGAAUCGCGUUAUUUUUUUCAUAUUUAAUUAACAUGGCGAUUGUUGUGGUUUUUGCCCGAGUUUUUUAUUCACCUGACGAAGAUAAACCUUUACCAGGUUUGUUUGACGCGGCCGACGUUUUAUCAAAUACUUUAGGAGGUGCAUCCCGGUAUUUAUGGGCACUUGGUUUGUUGGCAGCUGGAAACAGUUCCACCAUAACAGGAACUUUGGCUGGGCAAUUUAUUAUUGAAGGAUUUUUUGGAAAGAUCUUUAGUAAAUCAUGGCAUCGUUUAAUCAUAACACGAUCCAUUGCCUUGGUGCCUUCUAUGCUUGUAGCUGUAUAUUCGGUAAGGUAUCACAUAAAUGAUUGA